This is a messenger RNA of Prorocentrum cordatum, 1843 nucleotides long. Lineage: Eukaryota; Dinophyceae; Prorocentrales; Prorocentraceae. The record is from the annotation of a GenBank genome assembly.
CAAGGCCCUUGCAUCCUCAUCGUGCGUCCUUGCCGUACGGGUUGACUGUACUCGGCCUCCUCGUCGACCUCCGUGCCCACUCUCGUCGCUGCGCGGCCAUGGCGGAGGGCCGGGCGAAGAGGCAAAAGAUGGCGCCCGCCCUGUUCCGCACGCUCGCCGAGCUCGAAGAGUCGCUUCCCCCGCCAUGGCGCGAGGACGAGCGCGUCCUGCAGCUCCGCUGCGCAACCCUCGCCGCGAGGGCCAACGGGCGGGCGCCGCUGGCCGUCGUGGACGACGACCCCACCGGCACGCAGACGGCGCAUUCCGUGCCGGUGCUGGCGGACUGGUCGGAGCCGACGCUCGCGCCCGUGCUCAGCAUGGACCGGCCGUGCUUCUACCUGCUGGCCAACACGCGCGCGCUGCCAACGGAGCAGGCGGUGGCCCGCGCGGAGGAGAUCGGCCGCGGCCUGCGGGCCGCGGCCCUGCGGGCCGGCGUGGGCCCCUUGUCGGCGGUGGUGUCGCGCGGCGAUUCCUGCCUGCGCGGCCACUACCCCGCCGAGACGGAGGCCCUGGCGCGCGGCCUCGGCUGGGGCGUCGAGGGCGGGGAUGCCGAGGCGCCCACGGUGGUGCUGGCCCCCUUCUUCGCCGAGGGCGGGCGGCUCACGGCGGGGGACGUGCACUACGUCGCCGACCCCGCGGGGGCCGACGGGGUCAGGGCGCUGACGCCCGUCGGGGCGACGGAGUUUGCGCGCGACAGGGCCUUCGGCUUCACAGCUUCCUCGCUGCCGGAGUGGGUGGCGGAGAAGCACGCCGGGGCCGCGGCUCCGCAGGUGUGCUCCGUGGACCUCCGCCUCCUCCGGGAGGCGGGGCCCCAGGCAGUGGCCGAGCUGGUCACGGCCGCACCCGCGGGCUGCGUCGUGAUCGCGAACGCCGUGGCCACGCGCGACAUGCAAGUGUUCGCCCUGGGGUGCCUGAUGGCGGAGCUGGCGAGGGGCCCAAGGCGGCCCAUCCUCUACCGCAGCGCCGGGGCCCUGGUCUCGGCGCGCGCGGCGCUGCCCCCCAGGCCGCUGCUCAGCGCCGCCGAGCUCGCCCGCACGUCGGCGGGGCCCGGGGGGAAGGCGGGGCUGGUGGUCGUCGGCUCGUAUAGGGGAGCAGCUCCGACCAGCUGGCCGUGCUGCUGCAGCAGUGCCCCUGGCUGGCCCCCGUGGAGCUCCGGGUCGAGGCCUUCGCGGAGGGCGCGGGGGCCGCCGGGGCGGCGGAGGCGCGCCGCGCCGGGGAGGCAGUGGCCGCCGCCCUGGCGAGGGGCGAGUCCGCCGUGCUGCACACCAGCCGGAGGGUGGUGCAGGACGACGGGGCCGGCGGCCUGCACAUCGGCGCCCGCCUGACCGACGCGCUCUGCGGGAUCGUCGAGGGGGCCCUCGCCGGCGAGGCCCCGCCGAGCUUCCUGGUCGCCAAGGGGGGCAUCACCUCCAACGACGUCGCGGUGCGCGCGCUGGGCGUGCGCUGCGCAGAGGUCCUGGGCGCGGUGGUGCCGGGGGUGCCGGCGUGGCGCUGCGGUCCAGAGACGCGAGCCCCCGGCCUGGCCUACGUCGUCUUCCCCGGCAACGUCGGCCAGAAGGAGGACCUCGCCAAGGUGGUGCAGAAGGUGGCGGGCCGGGAGGAGACCUUGGAGGCCCGGCUGCAGCAGAUGUUGGCGCAGGCAGGGCGGGCGGAUCGCGAGGACGACGAGAAGCUCUCCAGGCUACUGGCGUCUCACCUGCGGUCGACAUGAAAUGACAGGUAUCGAGGCACGCCAGCGGCCCACACCUCCUCUCGCUGCGAGAAAAAGAACAACAACAACAAUCAUUCUAAGACUGUUCGCUCU